AUGGCAGCCGCAGCGUCAACCUCAGAACCAGUGGCGGCAAAAACAACAAAGUCUCCAUGGCUAGACGAGGAACCUGGAGCUUUGCAUGUCGACAAGGUCUUGGAACAGGUCUCACAGGAUGACCAGGACGAAUGGGAAUACGAAUACUCCACGACCGAGACGGAAGUCUACUAUCUAACGCUUGAUCUAUCAUAUCCCGAGUUCAAAGAGCGCCCAGCAAAGGCCCAUCAUCACAGCCGGGGAGGAUAUUACAAGAAUUGGUCCGAUCAGUACGCUGAUAACAAUAACGCAGACGUCAAGCACGAUAAACAAGUUGUUGGCCCACACGACUCAGGUCAGAACGAGAAUAACAACGACGGAGACGACGACCAGGGCAACAGUGGGGCCCCAGAACCUGAAGAAGAAAUUCAAGAAGAAGAUGCACCUGGGGAAGAAGAGGAAAAUGAAGAGGACGCCAAUAUAGAUCCUCGUCUAAGAGCGAUUAGCAACCCUGCGAAAGUGGCGAAGCCAGUGAAGAAGGACAAGGGGAAAGGAAAAGAGAGAGAAGAUGCGGCUACGAAAGAGGCGGCCGAGCCAACAGCAGAUGAUAAAGAGUCCAGCGAGCCUCUGGAAGAGAUCCAGAUACUGGAACUCCACUCUCGCAACCCGAUUAUAUCCUACAGAGGCCGAGUGUUUGAGGGUCAAUGGGCAGAAGUAAUCGGAACAGAGGCAAUCUUGGCAGAUCGCGAGGCCAACAAUGCCACCCAGCUACCCGCCCUUCGCCAUCUUCCUGGCGGUGUAGAUAUGCUUGGGGCCAGUUCCUCCCGUAUCCUGACCACUGAAAAGACUUUGAAGUCCAAAGUGGCACAAAAGGACUCAUUAAAGGCUAUUCGUGAGGAGUGGAACAUUCGCAUUCCUCCUGGGAAAGAUAGAACAGGCGAGAGGGCGCAACAGCUGCGCUUCCUGGAGAAUCUUAUCGCCCUCAAGAAGAAAAGGGGCAACGAAGAUGAAGUUACCGUUUAUGCGGUGGAUGGCGCUGGAAAGGACUUUGAUGACAGAAAGGGGCCUGAUUUCAAACCUAGGAGGAAAAAGCCCAGUCUUGGUGUGGAAGAGAACAACGGUGCUAGCCAGAGCGACAGAAGGGAACAUCAAUAUACAAGACGGAGUCAGGGCCGCCAAGCAGGCAGGCGAAAGAGGGUUUCUGCUAUCAGAGGCACAUCGGCAGCAACAGACAGGGGCGUUGUCCCCACUCCCGACUCAACUACUCUAUCUACGCCAACGCCGGGCCAUUGGGAUGAACUCUUGGGAAUACAAGGGGACGAAGAUGACAAUAAUAAUGACAGCCUCAGUGACAUCGAUGAGGACAGCGACGCACCGGCAAGAAUGCGUGUUGGUUUUGAUGACGAAGAUGAGGAUGACGAUGAAGACGAGGAUGACGAAGAGGAUGAAGAUGACGGAGAUGUGAUGAUGCUUGGCUAGGGUUGAUACGGAGAGCAGCGCUAUCAGACUCUGAAAAUAAUACCCAUUACAGUUUACUUGCACGAGUUC
This is a messenger RNA of Trichoderma atroviride IMI 206040, 1527 nucleotides long. RefSeq lists its product as uncharacterized. The record is from RefSeq and is a predicted model, not a curated record. Lineage: Eukaryota; Fungi; Ascomycota; Sordariomycetes; Hypocreales; Hypocreaceae.